UGAAGAAUUUAUAUUGCUAAUAUUUAUGAAAUAAAAUAUGCCCGAAUUCGAAAACUUUAAUGUUAAAACAACAAUAGACUGCAAGCAAGGAGCAGUUCGCGCUGUGCGCUAUAAUGUUGAUGGAACCUAUUGCUUGAGCUGUGGAUCUGACAAGAAGAUAAAACUGUGGAAUCCUAAUUCCGGACUGCUCCUCAAGACUUAUGGAGGUCAUGCAGACGAAGUGACGGAUGCGGCUGGAAGCUGUGAAAGCAGCUAUAUUGUCUCCGCCAGCUUGGACAAGAGCAUUAUCUACUGGGAUGUGUCAACUGGAGCUCCUGUGAGACGUCUGCGUGGUCACGCCGGUGGAGUUCGGUGCGUUUGCUUCAACGAGGACUCCUCCGUGGCCAUUUCCGGGGGCCGGGACAAUGCGGUGAUGUGCUGGGACAUUCGAACGCGUCGCCUGGAUCCCGUCCAGGUGAUGAAGGAGGCCCGCGACUGCAUCACCACGGUGGCAACGAACGAGAAUCGGAUCUACGCCUCCUCCCUGGACGGAUGUGUGCGGACCUACGAUAUUCGGGUCGGUGAGCUGACCUGUGAUAAGGUGGGCGAACCCAUCACCUAUCUGGCGCAGACCCGGGAUGAGCAAUGUCUGGUGGCCGGCUGCCAGGAUAGUGUGGUGCGACUCCUGGACUGCGAGACCGGAGGUCUGCUCUCCGAAUACAAAGGACACCGCGGAGAUGACUACCACAUCGAGUGCGGAAUACUGGCGAACGAUGCUCAUAUAGUCACGGGAUCUAGUGAUGGAGAUGCCUUUGUCUACGACCUCCUCGAAACGAAAGUUCUACAGCGCAUUCGCAUAAGUGAUAAUGGCGGAGUAGUCCACUCCCUAGCCACUCAUCCCAAGCGACAUGAAAUGCUUUUCGCCAGACGCCGGGAUAUGUACGUUUUCUCCACGGAUUUGCAAAUCGAGGAAGAGCAAUUAUAGU
This is a messenger RNA of Drosophila takahashii, 965 nucleotides long. Its product is annotated as WD repeat domain-containing protein 83. Gene Ontology annotation, molecular function: protein binding. The record is from RefSeq and is a predicted model, not a curated record. Lineage: Eukaryota; Metazoa; Arthropoda; Insecta; Diptera; Drosophilidae. Gene Ontology annotation, cellular component: catalytic step 2 spliceosome. Gene Ontology annotation, biological process: mRNA splicing, via spliceosome.